AUGUCACGACUAAUAGACCAACUCGCCGCCCAUGCCCAGCACAACGACGAUCGGGAACUACUUGACCUCGCCGAGCUGGAACAAGAUUCCCAGACGACACAACUAGAACCGAAGACUCCUAUGCGCAGGAGAGAGCUUGUACCAAGAUCUACUGCGCAGCCAUCCACACGCAGGAUUCGUCGCCUGGAUGGCGAGAAGCUCGCUGCCGCCAAUCCUCUGUUUCAGCCAUGGACUGCAGAUAGCUCUAAGAAGGUCUUGGACUUUUCUAGGAACAUCUCCCCUCGCAAGGCUGAACCGAGGGCUAGAAACUGGCCUGAGUCGGCAAUAGGGGAGCCUUUCUUGGCAAAUAAGAGACAAACGCGACAAGGCGCCAACACCACACUCCUGAAUUCUACGCUUCUCAGUGUCACACUUUCGGAUCAUGAUUCAUCUUCAUCGUCGCUUUCAGAGGUAGACAUGGGCGAUGUCACUCUACCGGCGAGCCUUCAGCUUGCGAACCAACCCACCGAGUUUUCCCAGCGCAUGGCCCGUUUGAGGCAAGAUACAUGUAUCACCAUACUGGAAGACAGUAUUUGCCCCGGGGCAGUGGACUCCGAGAGCGAGGCACAUAUCGCAGAGGUUGAAACUGGUGCAGGCGCAAAGGCAAUGGCCAUUCCCGGUGCAAUCCUGCCACUGUCACCCAAAGAUUCCAAUGUCCGCCGCCAAGCCGAUCAGAAAAUGUGCAUACAACUUGCGCCCUCGAAAGGUCACACCCAGGAGAGCACCGAGAAGGAGAAUAUCAAUGCAAAUAUGUCGGUCAUCGAUGAAGACAAACUAGCUGAGCAGCUAGUGGAUGAUCAGCUCUGGAGAAACGAAUUUGGCUAUGGCAGCGAGACUCCCGAUAUUGCUACGACGGUCUACCCAAAGCCCCUGCCAUCUCCCUGGAAAGCACCCGGUAUACCGCGAGGCCCUCAUACACCGACGAAAGAUGACUUCUGGAGGCAGAGUAUGGUUGAUUGCUGGAAUGAUGAGCACAGCCCCCGCAAAGCUGUCAAAGCAGCAAUGCGGUCUCCAAUCAAGCAACCCAGCUCAGCCAAGGCCAGCAAAGCAUCAUUCGAAGCUGUGAAAGCAAAUAUCGCCGUCAAAUUCCUACAGGAACUAGACACAAAAAUCACAGACGGGCAGAUUGCACACUUAUCCGAGUCGACGGGAGGGGUCAAGAUUGAAUGGUCGAAGACUCUCAACACAACGGCCGGACGCGCAAACUGGAAAAAGGAAACUGUUCGGACCACGCCAUCAGAUGGGUCUGACGCUACUGUCACGUACCAUCACCAUGCAUCUAUUGAGCUGGCAGAGAAGGUUAUCGACGACGAGAGCAGGCUCAUGAACGUGCUGGCCCAUGAAUUUUGCCAUCUCGCCAACUUUAUGAUCAGUGCUAUCACAAACAACCCCCAUGGUAAAGAAUUCAAGCAUUGGGCAGAAAAAUGUUCGCAAAAAUUUGCCAGUCGGGGCGUCAAAGUCACAACGAAGCAUAGCUACGAGAUUGAUUUCAAGUAUGCGUGGCAGUGUGACGGUUGCUCCCACAGUUAUCAGCGCCAUUCGAAGAGCAUCAACCCUGAGAAGCAUCGGUGCAGCGGGUGCAAAGGCAGAUUGGUGCAAAUAAAACCUACCCCUAGGAAUGGUGGAAAACCUAGCGAAUACCAGCUCUUCAUCAAGGAGGAGAUGAAAGCGCUCAAGCAAGAUUACCCUGAUAGCCCUCAGAAAGCCAUCAUGCAAAUGGCGGCGAAGAAGUGGGCGAACAGAUCGAAGCCGACAGAGUCGAAAGGCACACGAGAAGAAGUCGAGGACAUUGCCGCCCAGCUACUGGGCUUAAGCCUCGGGGAGUAG
Akanthomyces muscarius is the source of this 1866-nucleotide messenger RNA. RefSeq lists its product as uncharacterized. The record is from RefSeq and is a predicted model, not a curated record. NCBI's taxonomy places the organism in Eukaryota, Fungi, Ascomycota, Sordariomycetes, Hypocreales, Cordycipitaceae. Gene Ontology annotation, cellular component: nucleus. Bases 1 to 1866 code for a protein of 621 amino acids. The transcript has a single exon.